CAAUAAAAUAAUGAAGUGCCAAGAUAAUUGAACGCUCAACUCGACGGCCGAUUCGUGGAUCAUGAACGAAUUUAUGAAAAUAACGGAAAGAAAAUCGAAUAGCACAGAAUCGAUCGACGAAACCAUUUGCUCCGACCGAAUCGCCAACAGUUCCGUUUACAACAGCCCCGCAUGGCCGCCGGAUUCGUGGUUAUUUUGUUUUCUGAUCGCUCUCAAGAUCGUCGUAAUGGCGUUCAUAAUAAUAGCCGCUCUAUUCGGAAAUCUAUUGGUGAUCGUAUCGGUGAUGAGACACCGGAAAUUACGCGUCAUAACAAAUUAUUUCGUCGUGAGUUUAGCUUUAGCUGACAUGUUGGUCGCCAUUUGGGCGAUGUGUUUCAAUUUUAGUGUGGAAAUUAGCGGGGGACGAUGGAUUUUCGGUUAUUUUAUGUGCGACGUAUGGAAUUCGUUAGACGUUUACUUUUCCACGGCUUCCAUAUUGCAUUUGUGCUGUAUUAGCGUCGAUAGAUAUUACGCGAUAGUCCAGCCGCUGGACUAUCCUUUGAUAAUGACUAACGUCCGUUUGGUGUUAAUGUUGGCUGUAGUGUGGUGUUCGCCGGGAUUAUUAUCGUUUUUGCCGAUUUUUAUGGAAUGGUAUACGACGUCGGAUCAUUUGGAAUUUCGUAAAAAGAACCCUCACAUCUGUACUUUCACGGUAAAUCGAAUUUAUUCGGUGAUUUCGUCGAGCGUUAGCUUUUGGGUACCCGGUAUGGUGAUGAUCUUCAUGUAUUACAGAAUAUAUAUGGAAGCAGACAGACAGGAAAGGAUGCUGUACAGGAGCAAAGUGGCGGCGGCUCUCCUUAACAAACAUCUACAAAUCAACGGGAUUUCCGCGGGUUUAUCGUCGUUAAGACAAUCAGUCGACGAAGGUUUAGUAUCAGAAGAUAAAGCAGCAGCCGCCGAAGCCGUUGCAACCGAUCCCGGUUCCAGUAGCAAAAUGAAAAGGGAAAGAAAAGCGGCCAGGACGUUAGGGAUAAUCGUAUCUGCGUUUUUAGCCUGCUGGUUGCCAUUUUUUCUUUGGUACGUGAUAUCGGCCCUGUGCGGUUACAGAUCGUGCUACAGCCCGCCGUGGGUGGUAACUUUAGUUUUCUGGGUGGGGUAUUUCAAUUCGGCCCUUAAUCCGUUGAUUUAUGCUUAUUUCAAUAGGGAAUUUCGGGUGGCUUUCAAAAAAACGUUGGAGAAUUGUUGCGAAGCUUCUUCGUAUUUAGUUUGUAGGAAAUAUUCGAUUGGAAGGGAUCCGCCGAUAACGUGCAGCAACGCUUCUAGCGAGCUGCACGGAAACAAUUAUUUAAGGGCCGAGGCCAUUGUGCAGAGAUUUAGUAAUUUAUCCGAACAAGAAGUUAUUAAUUUGAGGCAGAGCGAAGCCUGUAUUUAAGUUUUUGUUUUUUUCAAUAUAUAGAAUCUACAUAUCUGAUGCAAUAAAGCCGUUUAUAUUUUGACGACAUCUUUCGAAACUUCCGAAUCUUUCAUCAUACGGUGUACAUUUUAAAUUGAUAAUUUGGCUCGAAAAAUCAAAUAAAUUCCAACAUAUUUUGGUGGAAAUUGAAAAUAUACUGCUCCGCGUAUUGAUUUUUAUCAUAUCGGACAUUAUUUUCCAUAAGAUUUUGGUCUAAUACUUAAAAUAUAAAAACUUUCACAACUUUCCUUCGGUGGAUAUUUCG
Molecule: messenger RNA, 1697 nt
Organism: Diorhabda sublineata
Lineage: Eukaryota; Metazoa; Arthropoda; Insecta; Coleoptera; Chrysomelidae
Product: octopamine receptor beta-1R-like
Exons: 4
Coding region: 62-1411 (449 amino acids)
Biological process (GO): adenylate cyclase-activating adrenergic receptor signaling pathway
Cellular component (GO): membrane
Molecular function (GO): octopamine receptor activity
Source: RefSeq, a predicted model, not a curated record